AUGCCAUGUGCCCAGAGGAGCUGGCUUGCAAAGCUCUGGGUGGUGGCCCAGCUCCUGCCCUUGGGGACCCUGGGCGAUGGGGGGUCGCCUCUGCCGCGCCCCGUGCGCUUCCCCGACAAGAGGCAAGAGAAUUUCAUCAAGACCCUGCCUGAGUACCAUGUGGUGGGUCCUGUUCAAGUAGAUGCGACGGGGUGUUUUCUGUCCUACGGUUUACACCACACCAUCACCAGCCACAGAAGGAGGAGAGAUGCAGGAAGCCCGGAGCCGCGGGUAUAUUAUAAAAUUGCCCAUGAAGACAAGGACCUGUUUUUCAACUUGACCGUCAAUGAGGAAUUUCUCUCCAAAAGCUACAUUGUCGAGAGGAGAUACGGGAACUUGUCCCAUGUGAAGAUGGUGGCUUCCUCGGGCCCCCCCUGUCAUCUCUGGGGUACAGUUCUGUACCAGGGUAGCAGGAUAGGGACUGCAGCCCUCAGUUCCUGCCAUGGACUGACUGGAUUUUUUCACCUGCCACAUGGAGACUUCUUCAUUGAGCCCAUCCAAAAGCAUUCACUAACCGAGGAAGGCUACUACCCACACAUCGUUUACAGGAGGAAGAGCUGGAGAGAUCCUGAGGUGGAGGAGCCCUCCUGUGGAUUAAAGGAUAGUCUUGGCACCUCCCAGAAGCAAGAGUUACAACGGGAGAAAUGGGAAAGGAAUAACUUGCAGAGCAGAAGCCUUUCCCGGCGUUCCAUAAGCAGAGAGAGAUGGGUGGAGACCCUGGUGGUGGCUGACACGAAGAUGGUUGAAUAUCAUGGAAGUGAGAAUGUGGAGUCCUAUAUCCUCACCAUCAUGAACAUGGUCACUGGUUUGUUUCAUAACCCAAGCAUUGGCAAUGCAGUUCACAUAGUUGUAGUUCGGCUCAUUCUGCUUGAAGAAGAAGAGCAAGGGUUAAAAAUAGUGCACCAUGCUGAGAAGACACUGUCCAGCUUCUGCAAGUGGCAGAAGAGCAUCAAUCCCAAGAGUGACCUCAGUCCUGCCCAUCAUGAUGUGGCCGUCCUUCUCACCAGAAAAGACAUCUGUGCUGGUGUCAAUCGCCCUUGUGAGACCCUGGGUCUGUCACACCUGUUGGGAAUGUGCCAGCCUCACCGGAGUUGUAACAUCAACGAAGACUCUGGACUCCCUCUGGCUUUCACAAUUGCACAUGAGCUGGGGCACAGCUUUGGCAUUCAGCAUGAUGGAAAAGAAAAUGACUGCGAGCCAGUGGGCAGACACCCAUACAUCAUGUCCCGCCAGCUCCAGUACAAUCCUGCCCCGCUGACAUGGUCCAAGUGCAGCAAGGAGUACAUUACCCGCUUCCUGGACCGAGGUUUGGGGUUCUGUCUUGAUGACGUCCCCCAAAAGAAAGGCUUGAAGUCCAAAGUCAUUGCCCCUGGAGUGAUCUAUGAUGUUCAUCACCAAUGCCAACUGCAAUAUGGUCCCAAUGCUACCUUCUGCCAGGAAGUAGAAAAUGUUUGCCAGACCCUGUGGUGCUCCGUGAAAGGCUUUUGUCGCUCGAAGCUGGAUGCUGCUGCAGACGGGACACGGUGUGGCGAGAAGAAGUGGUGUAUGGCUGGCAAAUGCAUCACAGUGGGGAAGAAGCCAGAGAGCAUUCCCGGAGCGUGGGGCGGCUGGUCGUCCUGGUCCCACUGUUCCAGGACCUGUGGGGCUGGAGCCCAGAGUGCAGAGAGACUCUGCAACAACCCUGAACCAAAGUUUGGAGGAACGUACUGCACAGGAGAAAGAAAGCGGUACCGCCUAUGCAAUGUCCAACCCUGUCGCCCAGAUGCACCAACAUUUCGGCAAAUGCAGUGCAGUGAGUUUGACACUGUUCCCUACAAGAAUGAAUUCUACCGCUGGUUCCCAGUUUUUAAUCCAGCCCAUCCCUGUGAGCUCUACUGCCGACCCAUAGAUGGCCAGUUUUCCGAGAAAAUGCUGGAUGCUGUCAUUGAUGGUACCCCAUGUUUUGAAGGCGGAAACAGCAGAAAUGUCUGUAUUAAUGGCAUGUGUAAGGCCGUAGGCUGUGACUACGAGAUCGAUUCCAAUGCCACGGAGGAUCGCUGCGGCGUGUGCCUUGGGGACGGCUCUGCUUGCCAGACUGUGAGGAAGAUGUUUAAGCAGAAAGAAGGAUCUGGUUAUGUUGACAUCGCACUCAUUCCGAAAGGAGCAAGGGACAUACGGGUCAUGGAGAUUGAAGGAGCUGGAAACUUCUUAGCCAUCAGGAGUGAAGACCCCGAAAAGUAUUACCUCAAUGGAGGAUUUAUUAUCCAGUGGAAUGGGAACUAUAAGUUGGCCGGGACUGUCUUUCAGUAUGACAGGAAAGGAGAGCUGGAGAAACUGAUGGCCACAGGCCCCACCAAUGAAUCAGUGUGGAUCCAGCUCCUCUUCCAGGUGACUAACCCCGGCAUUAAAUAUGAGUACACAAUACGGAAGCAUGGUCUUGACCGAGAUGCCGAGCAGCUGGUGUACUUCUGGCAUUAUGGCCCCUGGACGGGGUGCAGUGUCACGUGUGGAACAGGUAUCCGCCGCCAGACUGCCCAUUGCAUGAAAAAGGGCCAUGGGAUGGUGAAAGCUACAUUUUGUGACCCAGACACACAGCCCAAUGGGAGACAGAAGAAGUGCUAUGAAAAGGAUUGUCCACCCAGGUGGUGGGCAGGAGAGUGGGAAGCCUGUUCCACCACGUGUGGCCCCCACGGAGAGAAGAAGCGAAUCGUGCUGUGCAUCCAGACCAUGGGCUCUGAUGAGCAGGCGCUCCCCGCUGCACACUGCCAGCACCUGCUGAAACCCAAGGCCCUCGUCUCCUGUAACAGAGAUGUCCUGUGUCCAUCAGACUGGACAGUGGGCAACUGGAGUGAGUGCUCUGUCUCCUGUGGCGGUGGGGUACGGAUUCGCAGUGUCACCUGUGCCAAGAACCAGGAUGAGCCUUGUGAUGCAAGGAAGAAACCCAACAGCCGAGCUCUGUGCGGCCUCCAGCAGUGCCCAUCGACCAGGAGAAAUCUGAAACACAACAGAGGCGCGGUUCCCACCGGGAGGAAUCCACUGAUGUCACAGCCCAGUGCUCCCCCGACACCCGGCCCUAGGCUGCCGACCACACCCUCGGGGGCUGCACCUGUGAGCACCAGUGUACUGAGCACCCCCAGUCCAGCUCCAACCACAGUCUCCACAGGCGACCUGGCUGGAGGAUGGGGCCACAACAGUUCCACCCCCACAGAACUGGGUCCCAGUGGUGACCUUUCCACCGGAAGCACAUCUCAGCCCGCCCUCACAUCCAGGCCUUUGAGUCUCCAGCCGAAUGACAAGAACGUUUCCGGUUCAGGAGACGGGCCUCCCUCCCCGGGAGAUCUUAACGCCUCAAUGAUGAGUGAUGCUGACUUGUCCUCUCCCAGCAUCCCCCCUACUUGGCCGGUCACUCCGUUUUAUGACAUCUUGACCAAAGAGCCAGAAAUAGAGAUUCAGAGCGGCUCAGGAGAAGACAGCGAACUACUGGAAAAUAAAAAUGAAAGCAGCUCUGUCACAUGGACCAAGAUCAGCACCUCUGGAAGUGUGGCUUCAGGGACAGAAACGCCUCUUGGACCGCCACCAACACCUUAUAUAGAGGGAGCCUCCUGGGGGUCGCCUUUCACCCCAGUGAGGGGAGGAAUGCUACCCAGCCAAAGACCCCCAACUCUCGAAAAUGGUGCGCCCGCAGCAGAGGGGCUGGUCACAGAAAAGCCAGCUAACACUUCACUUCCUCUGGGAGGACACCAGAAGCCAGCCUCCUCAGAAAAGUCAGUAAACGGUCAGCUUCCUGAAGAUCCCAACCACACGAAUAUAACACAGAGCUCAGAUCCCAUCCUGACUGAGGAAGAUGCGGCAAGUCUGAUUGCUGAGGGCUUUUUGCUGAAUGCCUCUAAUUACAAGCAACUCUCCACUCAGCCUGACCACAACCCGGCUUACUGGAUCGUAGGAAACUGGAGUGAGUGCUCCACCACAUGUGGGCUGGGGGCCUACUGGCGAAGCGUGCACUGCAGCACCCAGAUGGAUUCCGACUGCGCAGCCCUGCGGAGACCCGACCCUGCCAAGCGCUGCCACCUGCGUCCCUGUGCAGGCUGGAAAGUGGGCAAUUGGAGCAAGUGCUCCAGAAACUGCAGCGGUGGCUUCCGGCUGCGGGAGAUCCAGUGCGUGGACGACCGGGACCAGCGGAGCCUGCGGCCCUUCCACUGCCAGUUCCUGGCCGGGCUCCCGCCCCCGCUCAGCGUGGUCUGCAACGCCGAGCCCUGCACGGAGUGGCAGGUGGAGCCCUGGAGCCAGUGUUCCAAGUCCUGUGGAGGUGGCAUUCAGGAGAGAAACGUGACCUGUCCUGGGGAUCUGUGUGACUGGACGAAGAGGCCCCCGACCACCUCACCCUGCAACAGGAGCCCCUGCUGCCACUGGGAGACCGGGACUUGGGAGCUGUGCUCCACUUCCUGUGGAGGGGGCCUUCAGAAGAGGACUGUUCGCUGUGUCUCUUCAGAGAACAGCGAAACUGAAGACCAUGACCAAUGCACGUGUGAUCAUGAACCCAAACCUCCAGAGUUCCAGAAGUGCAACCAGCAGGCCUGUUGGAAGAGUCCUGAUUUGCUUUGCACUAAGGACAAGUUAACAGUCAGUUUCUGCCAGACUCUCAGAAGCAUGAGGAGAUGUUCUGUGCCCACUGUGAGAGCCCAGUGCUGCUUCACAUGUUCCCAGACACCCAUCCACAGCCACAGGCCAAGGAAACAGCCUUUGCUCAGCAACUCCAAAGCACUCUAAUUCCGGACCAAAGCUCUAACCCUCCACCCUGGACUGCAGCGCCCCACUGACCCUGGCGUGUCUCAGCUUGGGACACCUUCACUGAGGCUUUACUCUAUUUCAGGUCCAACUUUGGGUCAUCAAAAACACAAGCCAAUGUAUUCCUUUAGCCAUUUAUGUCCUACACAGGAGACAGAAGACUACUACUUGCUGCUCCCAGAUAGAAAAGUGAAAUAUCCAGAAGAAUUGGGUAGCCCUUGGAAUCAGGUCUGGGAAAGAUGACAAAUGAGGAAAGUUGGUAAAAUAAUAUGUGUGUGCAUGCACGUGUGUGUGUGUGUGUGUGUGUGUGUGUGUGUGGUUUCUGGAUUAUACCUGGUGGUGCUUAGGAACUACUCAUGGCAAGAUGCUCAGGAGACACUCCCAGCAGUGUUCAGGGGCCCAGGCAGUGCCACGGAUCGAGCCUGAGCUUCUUGCAUGCAAAAACAUGCCCGAUAGCUCUUUGAGCAUUCUCCUCCUCUUCCAUAUGUGUCUCUUCCCCAACUCCCCACCUUAAAGAACAUACCACCAAAGAGACCACAUGUUCCCCAGACUACCUCAAAAACAUCAAGAAAUAGGGACCCAAGUAUAUAGGGAAUGAAUCAUCUUAUUCAUUUACCUUGAGAAAAUAAGUCUUUUCUAUUUCUUCUCUGCUUGAGUGUAGUGCUUGUUGAAAAUACCAUGGGAGAGCUUUUAGGAGCAUUUUUUUAAUCCAUCAAGGAAGAGGCUUUCUGUAUCCCAUAUUCAACCAGGACAAGAGGAAAGUGUCCAGGUGCCACUGUCCUGGCACAUUUCAUGUCUGGGCUCUUCAGACUCCCAUAUCUACCUGGAGACAUUAGAAUAAAAGGAAACGGCCAGCAAUAUAAAUUUACUAGACCUGAAGAAUUUAGAUUACUUCUGUGGAAAACAUUUCUUCAUGUCUUAUAAAAAGCAAUUUCUAUAAAAACUUAAAAAAUAAUGAACAUUUACCUACUUCUUGCUGGGAAUGUAGACCUUCAUCCUUUCCAUUUUCCUAGCAGAUAAUCACCCUUUCCAGAGAAGCAAAUGUAUCUUUCUGAUUCACUUUUCCUCUUCAGCAGCGUCCUUACCUAAGCCAUUUAGCUCAGAAAUGUUACCAGGUUCAGGGUGGCCUCCUAACCUCCAGCCCCAGGUUGAAAAAUGGAACUCUGGAUUAAAAUACUUUUAAUAACCUAGUAAAUGAGGGUCAGAGCAAUAGUACAGAGGGUAAGACACUGAAUCCAGCCAGGAGUGAUCCUUGAGCACAGAGCCAGGAAUAAAACCUAAGCAAGCUGGGCAUGGCCUCAACACAAAAAAAAGAAGCUAAUAAAUGUAUAUUUAGAGAAUGAAACUUCUCGACAGUGAGGGGAAGAUGUUCUGUUCCCCAGUGUCCCCACUGCUUACUUUUCAGGGCGUCCUUCCUCAUGGGAACAGACAAGAUGGAGAAGUCCUAAAAACUGAAAUGAGUGUUCCUAAAAACUGAAAUGAGUGUUUGAAUGCAUUUUCCUAGAUGACCCACCUCACCCAUCAGAAGGGCUCGAAAAUUUAAGGCAGAGUUCCUGGUUGCUUAAGGGGAGGUUCUUUCAUGAGUGGAACUCGGAGCAAGAGGAUGGGUGUGUGGGUGGAGGACCCAAAGGAAUAGAUGCUCAGACCAGCUCCUCACAGAAGGGAAUGAUACCGAUCACAUGUGAAGGGGGCAGGUUUUCAGUCUCAUGCAUAGGUACAGUUAGAAAUCACCAUGUCCUGUCACUCCCUUCAGUUCUUUAUUCGUUCAUCAGAAUGGUGCUAUUGAGAAAUGGUGCUAAUAUCCAGACACUGGCAGAAUAUAAACAUAUCCAGCAUAUAAACACAUGGGAAAAGCCAUGUCUUCAUCAUCUGUUCAGUGUCUAAUGGUGUUGCUGGCAAAAGCCAGUUAAAUAUCUUAGAUACCAGACACUGAAAAUUUUUAUAUCAUAUUAUUUUAUUUUCAAGCCAUUAGUGCAUAUUAUUCUGGUAAAUUCCUGUGGAUACAAAAUGCUGAGGUUGGGAUAAAACUCAAAGUAUAUCAGAAACAUGAGGAGAGUAGAAUAUGUUUACUUAAAGCCAGAGAUCAGUAACGUCUCCAUUGUGAGACUUGUUACUGUUUUUGGCAUAUAGAAUAUGCCACAGGUAGCUUGCCAGGCUCUGCCAUGGGGGUGAGACACUCUCGGUAGCCUACUGGACUCUCAGAGAGGGGUGGAGGAAUAGAACCCGAGUCAUCUGUGUGCAAGGCAAGCACCCUACCCACUGUGCUAUAGCUCCAGCCCACUAGUGCCCACUCGAGAAAAUCGAUGAGCAAUGGAAUGACAGUGAUACAGUGAAAGCCAGAGAUUAUAUUUCUAGAUAAUAACUGUAUUCUUAUAUUCCCUUUCUUUUCACUAUAAACAUUGCUGGCUGAUGGCCAUCAUUGAUAAAAUAAUAGUUUUAGAAAGAAGGUGCUUAAAUUAUCAGUAUAUGCACAAAACAAAACCAGAUUUUUUUUCUAGUAAGAUUCCUUGCAAAGAUAGUCUUUGGAGUGUAGUAUAGAGUUUUGAGGAGGAUCCACUUAGUGGGAAAAUUGAUUGAAAUUAACCUAAGACUGUGCUACACAGCAUCCCACAUGUCUUGAGACCUGGAUAUAAAUAACCUGUUCAUCAGAACUCAGGAGCAAACCCAUAUUUCUUCUGGCAAGAUUUCUCCUCUUUUUCAAUUGCAUAUUAUUGGUCCCUACUCACUCAUUGUUGACAUUCACUUUCUGUAAUGAUGUUUUGUCAUAAGAUUUGUAAAGCCUAUACCUCUUCCGUCUGAAUCCCAGUAUUAAGAUAGCACUUGAUAUUGGAGUCAUCUGAAAUAGUGGUUGCUGCCUAGAUAAUCACUCAGCUGUGAGUUGUCACAGUUGUUACAGAAUGGCAUCAGUGGUGCCAGGGCUUAAUGGGUUCCGAUGCUUGCAACAUGAGUUAGAUGUCAGUUUCAUCAGGAGACUCUGAGGACAAGGAUCUCAAUGGUGUCUGCACCAUUUGGAUGCACUGAGGGGCCAAGCUGAAGUAACUUUGGUUUGCUUGAUCCGUGGCUUACUUUCUUCCCAUUCUGAACCAAAAAGUGAGAAACAGAGCAAGAGACACACUGGAUUCACAUCUACCGUGAACCAAGGACAGCCAUAGGGCAUGGUGCUUACAAUGUGUAGGUUCUCAAAAUCCAUUCCGUUUACAUCUUCCUUCAUACCAGUAGGGAAGUCCUUUUCUGAGAAGUUGUGUGUUGUUUGUGAACAUAAGAGAGCAAUAUUUAAGAAGCCUUUUAGUAAAUAGCUCUCUAAGAUAGGUAAUCACUUUGUGAUACAAUUGCCUCUUAAUCAGAAAGACUUGUUUUAUGAUGGAUUUUCUUGCAUAAGACCACACUUCCCUUCAAUCUCCUAAGACAUCCAAGAUGCCAUAGCAUCCUGUUAUGAUGCUUCCAUGUAUUUAGUGACUUUUUAAUAACCUUCAUCGAGUUUCUAAAACAUAUUUGAAGCAUUUCCUGUUGUUUCUUAUGAUAAUUUCCCAUUUGAUUAGCCAAAAUCUUCCAAACGCUGAAAGUUAGACAUUGCUACCCACAGAUUGCAGUCUUAGCUCUUUUCCCUUUUACUUGAAGAUGAAACCCUGGGGACAAUACAUUGGGUGCUUAGUGCAUAAUGAUUUACUUUCAACAGACAGACGAUAUGAACUGCCUGGUGCUAUAACUUUGCCUAUAUAUUUGAUAGUACUCUUGUUUUUAUAGUGCUAACUCAAAGUAUUAUUGUUAGUAGUGUUAUUGUAAGUUGUAUCAUUUACAAAACCAUGGUUGGAGAAGCACAAUUCUGCUUACCACUGUUUUCCAAAGGGUUUGUGUUAUGUACAUGAUCCAACCCAUCACCUUGUAUCUUCGUGCUGCUUUG
Messenger RNA from Sorex araneus (European shrew), 8704 nucleotides. RefSeq names its product ADAM metallopeptidase with thrombospondin type 1 motif 12 (gene ADAMTS12). Gene Ontology annotation, molecular function: metalloendopeptidase activity. NCBI's taxonomy places the organism in Eukaryota, Metazoa, Chordata, Mammalia, Eulipotyphla, Soricidae. Gene Ontology annotation, cellular component: extracellular matrix. The record is from RefSeq and is a predicted model, not a curated record. Bases 1 to 4785 code for a protein of 1594 amino acids. Gene Ontology annotation, biological process: extracellular matrix organization; proteolysis. The transcript has 24 exons.